AUGAGGGGAACACACGUCAAUGUUAGGGGCCUGAGGAACACCACACACAUCCAUGUUAGGGUAUGAGCGGAACACACGUCCAUGUUAGGGGCCUGAGGAAACACACGUCCAUGUUAGGGCAUGAGGAAAUACACGUCCAUGUUAGGGCUGAGGCACCAACACACACCAUCCAUGGUGGACUUGAGGAAACACACGGUCCAUGUUAGGACUGAGGAACACACACACAUCAUGUUAGGGCCUGAGGAACACACGUCCAUGUUAGGGCCUGAGGAACACACGUCCAUGUUAGGGCCUGAGGAACACACGUCCAUGUUAGGGCCUGAGGAACACACGGUCCAUGUUAGGGCCUGA
Coregonus sp. 'balchen' is the source of this 351-nucleotide messenger RNA. NCBI's taxonomy places the organism in Eukaryota, Metazoa, Chordata, Actinopteri, Salmoniformes, Salmonidae. The record is from the annotation of a GenBank genome assembly.